Anoplopoma fimbria (sablefish) is the source of this 3985-nucleotide messenger RNA. RefSeq names its product mannose phosphate isomerase (gene mpi). The record is from RefSeq and is a predicted model, not a curated record. Gene Ontology annotation, cellular component: cytosol. Gene Ontology annotation, biological process: carbohydrate metabolic process; GDP-mannose biosynthetic process. The transcript is spliced from 9 exons. Lineage: Eukaryota; Metazoa; Chordata; Actinopteri; Perciformes; Anoplopomatidae. Bases 136 to 1404 code for a protein of 422 amino acids. Gene Ontology annotation, molecular function: zinc ion binding; mannose-6-phosphate isomerase activity.
UAUUAAAGGAAAUACAGAAUACAGAAGACAAGUGAUGUCAAUCAAAUAAACAAAUUCAACAGGAUUUCAGAGUGACGCGUCGUGACGUCACCGGCGCUCUGACAGACAGCGCUACAUUGUAUCCAUUCAGCAGCCAUGGAGGAAGUGAGAGUGUUUCCCCUGACCUGUGCCGUGCAGAAUUAUGCGUGGGGGAAGGUCGGGCUGGACAGCGAGGUGGCCAAACUGGUGGUUGGCGGAGACCCAGUAGCUGUGGUAGAGGACGGCAAGCCCUAUGCAGAGCUGUGGAUGGGUGCCCACCCAAAAGGCGAUGCCCAGAUUAAGGACAACCGGAUCGCACAGACCACGCUGGGCCAGUGGAUCGCCGACUUCCCUGCCUGCCUGGGUUCAAAGGUCAAAGACACCUUCCAGGGUCAGCUGCCUUUCCUCUUCAAAGUCCUGUCUGUCAACACAGCCUUGUCCAUACAGGCCCACCCCAACAGAGAGUUAGCUGCUCGUCUCCACGCUCAGUUUCCGGAGCACUAUCCGGACAACAACCACAAGCCGGAGAUGGCCAUCGCUCUCACCCGCUUUCAGGGCCUCUGUGGCUUCAGACCAGUGGAGGAGAUCCUGGGAUUCCUUAAAUCUGUCCCGGAGUUUUAUGCUCUGGUGGGCAACGAGGCAGCGGAGGAAUUGCAAUGCAGCGUGGGAGAUGCGGUUCAUACGAGCCAGGUGCUGAAGAAGUGCUUCACCAGGAUGAUGAACUGCGAGAAGAAGGUGUUCGUGGAUCAGCUCAACAUGCUGGUCAAGAGAGUCACUGAAGAGGGUGCAGCAGGGAAGGACACAUCGAGCAGCCAUGGAGAGCUGUUGCUCCGUCUCCACUCCCAGUAUCCCGGAGACAUCGGCUGCUUCUCCAUCUACUUCCUCAACCACAUGGUCCUGGAUCCAGGACAGGCCAUGUUCCUGGGAGCCAACGAGCCGCACGCUUACCUUUACGGAGACUGUAUCGAGUGUAUGGCCUGCUCAGACAACACGGUGAGGGCCGGUCUGACGCCCAAAUACAUCGAUGUCAACACGCUGUGUGAGAUGCUCAACUACAGCCCGGCGCCCGCCAGCUCCAAAAUCUUCCCGUGUGUCCAGGACCCAGCAGAUCCCUGUGUGACCCUGUACGACCCCCCGGUGCCAGACUUCACUGUCAUGAGGAUACAGGUCCCAGCCUCCGUUAAGCAGUACACCGUUGCUCCGGUCGACAGCGCCAGCAUCCUCCUCGUCAUCGAAGGCGACGCCACGGCAACCUCUGCCGCCGCCCUCUCUGACGUCACACUGAGGCGUGGCACCGUUCUGUUCGUCUCGGCCAACGAGAGCGUCUCCCUGCACGUCGCCUCCAGGUCGGGGAUGACCAUGUUCCGGGCCUGCUGCCUCCUGUAGCUGUGAGUCUGAGAGUGAAACCUCGUGCUACCUGUGUGUUUUUGUUUUCCUCUGGUUUGAACGGCCGAAUGAACGAUCGCUGUGCACCUUGUAGUCGGUAGUAUGAUGCCCGUUUGUGCCCGCUGCUCCCCCCUAAACACAAACUCAACCUACAGUUGAAGCUUUAAAACCCAGCAGUUAUCCACUGCUGAUUUUAAUUAUUUUUUACUGUCUUUUUUACCUGUAGUGGUGCAAUUACAUCUUAUAGAAAGAAAAAAAAAGAGGAUGAGCACAUUCAAAAUUCUUUAUAGGUGCUAAAACGAGGACACAUACCAAGAAUAAAAAGUAAAAUAUCUCCACAACACUGGACAGGACCCGAUAAUUGAAGUGCACAUGAACAUGUUUAGAUGAGUUGACCCUUUGUCAGGUUCUUGGUGCUUUCUAAUGAAGAUCAAGCUCUUUCAAAAAUUGCAUGAAGGUUUAUGCUUGACCUUGAAAACAGCAGUUGAGAAAACAACCUCCUCAGGUCCAUUUUGUAGCUGUUCUGGAGCUCAAAAUCCUUUAGGUGCUAAGAAGAAUUGAACAUUUAUACAAUUCCAUAACAACAGGGUGCAUACUAUCUGCUGAUGAAGGACAUAGGAUAUGAUCGGAAGCUCUAGAAUGGCUAAUAAAUGAACCUUUGGUGAGAUCGUUUUCUCAAAAACACCAUCCACUGAUGAUGCCAGUGACACGCAGUUGAAAGUCUGGAAAAGGCCACAAAAUGAGCCGCAAAAUAUUGUGUAAUUAGUUUAUUUUAAAUUGGUUCUCCUUCAGUGUUUCUGACUUUUUUUCCUUUUUUAUUCCUAAUAGACUUGCAGCUGCAUGUUUUUUUCCUAUUGUUACACAUUCAAACAGCACUGAAGCAGGGUGGGGAACUUGUUUACACUGGUGCAGUACACCUCCACCCACCGCUUUGUCCAACUACAGAACCAGCUUGUUUGGGAAUGAGCAUGUCUGUUAUGUGAGCCAGCAGUUAGUCUUUCUAGAAUCACUGGUGCAACCAACUGUUUUAUCAUUUCAGUUCAGCUUGAACUAGUAAACAUCCACCUCUAGGGAAACAAAUACAUUGUUAGCAUAUAAACAAGAUAUAGAGUAAUACUGAGAUGCCUGUGCAUGUUUGAUUUAGAGCAGUAAGUAAGACAAGUAGUACUGCCUUUAACUGUUAGCAUGUGGAAACUUCUCCAAGUAGUAAACAAUCAAUAAGUUAGAACAACAAAGAGGGAACGCUACGUGGGAAUCAGGAAUGCGUAUUGAUUCAAACUUAUAUACGAAUGAAAAAUGCACUACGGCUGCUUGUUGCAUACUUAUACAAUUUGACCCGUUAACACCUCCACGUCGUGUACGGUUGUACAACAAAAUGCUGCAUUCAAUUUUAUAGUAUUAUAAGUGGAACGUCUGUAUUUAUGAGUAUUUGAAGCCGAUUUUUUACAGACUUUGCAUGUUUUGUUGUUUGUACGGGUUCAUCAGUACGUGACAUCUAUAGAGCUGAAACCGCACUGUAUUAUAAGGGUGUUACCUCUACAUUAUGACAUCAUGGGGUGAGCGGUUAGUUGUCACUUUUACGGUUACUUUAUGUUAACAUUGUCACUGGAUCAUUUCAGUACUGUGUAAAUAUUCCAGUUGGUACCAGGGUCAGUCUGAAUUCAGUCAAUCAUGAAGUGGAGUGUUGUUGUUGUAAUAACUUUUUAUAGGUUAUCUUGAAUUACAUAUUUGAGAACGAAUGUUUAUCUGCCUGCCAACCUACCAGCAAGUAAAAUAUUGAUCUGAAUGACGAGAGUGAAUUGAGCCAACGUUGGUAAUGCUUUCAUUUACUUCAUGACCAUGUUAGUGAUGUAGGGUGAUCUCUAAGCUUGUCCCUUAUAUAGAUGCACUAAACCUGCAGUUGUUUGUUGUUGCUGAAACUGUUGAAAAAUGGAAGAAUAUUAAAAAGAUAAAAGGACGUUUAUAGUGAAAAUCACAGCAUCUUUUUGAUUAAAGAACCAUUACCUCGAAUUCAUCCUUCAGCGUCUCUGAAAUUGUAGAGACUCCACUUUUUUUUUGUCAACAAAAAAACCUGAUAUUUGUGAUCUUCUUAAACUUAAUUUCUCUCUCACACACCUUUUGUUGCUGAUCUUGUUUUGAGUCACCUUUUAGUUUAAAUACUGUACUUUUGCACAGGAAUCUUUUAUUUCACCUUUAACUCAUGUCCUUCAAAUGCACACGGAUCUGAAUGCCACAAUGUUUUACCUUAGUUGUUGUAUUUAACAUAUAACAUUUCUUGGGAUAUUUCUCUAGUGAGGGCAUGGAUUAGUAUUUUUGAAUAUGGUGAUGCUGUAGCCUGGGACUGCAAAGAACAUGUGUAUGUAAAAGUGGUUUAAUAAAAACGUGUUCCAUUACUAUUAUUUGUGUUUUGUCUGUGCUGUUCGUUGUUUCAUUUGACAAUAAAUGUCAAAACAUAAGAAGCAGGUUUACAGAGUUAUCUGGAUAACUUUGCGGAGUCAAACCUGAGAUGUUUCUUUUCUUUUAAUCAGACCAUGUACUUGAUGCUCAAGGUUUUAUUCGCAAAGUUUAAGUCCUGAUAACU